AUGCCGAAGGGUUCGAAGAAAUAUAAAGGUGAUUUGAGUGAAGACAUUGAAUCAGAAUUACUUUCCAUUGAAUCUACCAUAUCUUCGACGCAAGAUGCUGUAAAGGUGCUUGAAGAGACUACCAAAAAGUCGAUCUCUGAUAUGAAAUCAGAUUUCGAUGACAAGUUGAAAAAAUUGCAAGAUACAAUGGAUGCUUUGUUGCAAUCACAAGGUUGUACGAAUUCAAAUAUCGAAGAUACUCCUACUAGAAUAGAUGUUUUGCCCAAUGAAUCAAGUGCUUCGUUAUGGGCAGUGGGACUGACAGGCCUAUUUUCCUGUGAUACUCCUCUUCUAGACAUGUUCCUGUUUGGUUCGUUGAUCUCAGCAGUGGAUCCAGUGGCUGUGCUAGCUGUUUUUGAAGAAAUCCAUGUUAAUGAAAUAUUGUACAUAGUGGUGUUUGGUGAAUCGCUGCUCAAUGAUGCGGUCACAGUUGUUUUGUAUCAUCUAUUUGAGUCCUAUACAGAGAUGGGUCUCACGAACAUAGUGUACGUCGAUAUAAUAUCGGGAUUCUUAAAUUUUUUUGUAGUCGCUAUUGGCGGAACUGUGAUUGGCGUGAUAUGGGGCAUUGCCACUGCCCUGGUGACCAAGUAUACAAACGAAGUGCGCGUUAUUGAACCUAUCUUUAUAUUUGUUAUGGCCUAUUUGGCAUAUUUGAAUGCAGAAAUAUUCCACAUGUCAGGAAUUUUGGCCUCGAAUUACGCAGCAGAGAUGUCUGUCGUGACUGUACCUCUGCGAGGAAGAACAGGAGACACCAGAUUACGACUCACGGUUCGGGUAGGCCCUACAUGCCUGGAAGCAUUGUUAGAUACAGGAGCUGAACGAUCAUUUCUGGGCGAUAGUACAGCGGAAACAGGCCGACGACUCGGGUGGACAGUUACUAAGGCAAACACCGACCUGGCCCGUUUGGCAGAUGAUACAGAGGUGACAAUUUCCGAGGCUCAGAUGGUGCAUGAAAGAAUAAAGGAAUUCGAAUUCAGUGGAAUUUUCCUGAAGGAAAUGGCAGGCCAUAUUAGAUUUCAACCAAUGAAGGAUGAUCCUAGACCAGGACACUUCUAG
Phaedon cochleariae (mustard beetle) is the source of this 1095-nucleotide messenger RNA. The record is from the annotation of a GenBank genome assembly. Lineage: Eukaryota; Metazoa; Arthropoda; Insecta; Coleoptera; Chrysomelidae.